This is a messenger RNA of Xylona heveae TC161, 3639 nucleotides long. Its product is annotated as P-loop containing nucleoside triphosphate hydrolase protein. Gene Ontology annotation, molecular function: ATP-dependent chromatin remodeler activity; ATP binding. The coding region runs from base 1 to 3639 and encodes 1212 amino acids. NCBI's taxonomy places the organism in Eukaryota, Fungi, Ascomycota, Xylonomycetes, Xylonales, Xylonaceae. The record is from RefSeq and is a predicted model, not a curated record. The transcript is spliced from 20 exons.
AUGCCUGAUGCUUUCAACUGGCUCUGUGCUCAAUUCAACCCGCUCAAGGCUUUCUUCGGAGCUAGUUCAUCAUAUCACAAGCCGGUCGGAAUGUCCUUGCAGCACGCAGAAAAUCCAAUGAGACCUUGUGAAUCCCCUCAGAUGGGUGUGGCCAAUACGAUACACGGACUCCCAUCGCCUCCUCCCACGCAGCCUGACUUUAAGACUGUCUCAUCUGAGGAAUUAGAAUUUAGAGGAGAAACUGCAGAGAGCGGGAACAAUACGCAGACCCCUGGCGAUAGAGCCGAAGUUCUCUCCGAGGAUGCAGACGCUGUAGAGUCCAUGCAGAUGGUCCAAUACAUACCUGCGCAGCCAUGUUCGGCUGUUGCAGCGGAGCAUGAUGAUAACCACGGAGAACGAGACGCCCUUGAACUUAGAGAUAUGGCUGAGAGCAAAACAGCAGACAGUCACUUGAAUGCAGAGCCAUCCUACUUAGAGUCUUUGAAGCACGAUAAGAGUUGUUCUUCUACUUCAGAGCAAAAAAUUUCCGUCGAAGAGAAUAGCCGCCACUCAAGCCCAGGAUACAUACCAGAUGGUGUCCAAAGCAGUAUCGUACCCUUCACAACCGACCAAGGUAUCCAAAAUAAAAAACGAUUGACCAAGUGUGACAUCGAGAAAUAUCGAAACGCCCAAGAAACUAUUGCAGCUAAAAGCCGUUGUCCAGAUGCCGCAGCUGAAUCGUUGGAGAGUAAUGAAAGGAAUCUACCAGGAGAAGCUGUCACAGUUGAUACCUUGUUUGUGCCAGAGUCUCCGCUUGACAGGCGAUUGACUGAAUCAAACAAUGAGCCAAGCAACAAAAUCGACCUUAGCUUAAGCAAACAUUUGCUCUCAGAUGAUGAAAGUGAUUUUGGAGAUACCAAUCACAAGACGAAGGCAAAGAGACCGAGAAAAUCGGCGAAUGAGGACUCGGAAAUUGAUUUGACAAACAAAGCUUCUGAGUUACCUUCUGAAGUAAAAUCGGGCGAGUCAGAGAAAAGAAAGUCAAGGUCAUCGAAAAAACAGAAGGCCGGCAAGCAAAAGGGUAAAAAGGCUUCUGACAGAAAAAAACGUUCAAAGAAAAUUGCAAAACAUGCUCCCAAGAAGAAACCCGUAGACAAACGCUGGAAUUCUAAGUCAUCUGAAUUUUUGAGUACUGGUCACCAACUCUUCGAAAGCAUUUUUGAUCAAGACGUCGGCGGUGAGAACUGGAAUUCGGAGACCAAGGUCUCGACACGGAAAAACGAUUAUGUGAAAUCUCUUCUUGACUCUGUACCAGAGGAAAAAAGGACCAAGAUCAGAAGGGAUGGGAACCUCAUUUUGCACGCAACUAAACAGCUUUCACCAUACAAUGUCCGUUCGACCGGAGAUGGACUUUGGAACGUGUCAGGAAUGAAAACAGCCUUGCUCAACUACCAAGUCUUGGGUGCCGAUUGGAUGCGUGACCGCGAGGAGAAUGAACAAGACCCGCGUGGAGGAAUAAACGCAGACAUGAUGGGAUUGGGAAAAACAAUCCAGACACUGGCUGUUAUGAUUUGCAAUCCUCCAGGGAAGUCUGACCCCAAGGCAACGUUAAUUGUGGCCAACAAGAACCUGCUCUUUCAAUGGGAGCGAGAAAUAAAACACCAUACUGAGUGGGAAAAAUGGUUCCCUCGCAUUUUAAUGUAUUCAUCAAAGCUCUCGGUGACGAAGACAGAUUUAGAGGGUUUUGAUAUCAUAUUGACCACAUACAACGAGAUUAUGAAAUCAUUUCCGGUGCCUGACAUUUCGGAGGAAACAAAAAACAUAGACCAAGCGGUGCAAGAAUGGAGAAAGGAAAAGGAGGAGCGCAGUGGUACCUUGCACGACGUGCAGUACUACAGAAUUGGUGAUUUGGAUUUCAAGUUGAAGAAAAUCAAUCUGGAACUGACAAUUGAAGCAGUACUUGAUGAAGCACAAGCCAUCAAGAAUCAUAAGUCACAGACGAGUAGGGCUUGCCGGGCUUUGAAGGCAAAAUAUCGGUGGGCUCUUAGCGGGACACCAGUUGAUAAUGAUCUCACCGAAUUUUACUCGUAUUUCAAAUAUCUUCGCAUAUCUGGCAUCGGCAAUUUUCGGGAUUUCAAAAAAAAUUUUUGUAAUUCUGAGAGCGAAACUUGUAUCAGCAGGAUGCAGCUCCUCUUGAGCGGAAUUAUGCUGAGGCGUGUACAUACUAACCAGCUUCUCAACAAGCCGAUCCUGCAACUUCCAGAGAAAGCUCAACAUACCAUUAUGCUCAAGUUCGACCCGAUCGAGCAAGCAAUUUAUGACUACGUCGAGGCCAAAUACACGACCCGCAUUCAUUACUUCAUUCACUCCGGGGUCGCCAAGAAGGAAAAAAAGAAAAUUAUGGCUAUGCUACUAAGACUACGACAGAUGACGGCGCAUGUCCUCAUUGCGCAUGAAAGUAUCCAGCAUCUAUUCACACUAGACGAUCUGGCGGGUAUCGAGUCAACUAUAGCCUCAAGGUGCACCCUCACACCCCCACAACGAGAGAUUUUAUCUCAAGCAAAGGUAAUGGUUCAAGACCAUCUCAAGAGAGUCAAAGAGGGCGACGAAGAUAAGGACUUCACCAAAAUGAAUGGGGGAAAUGGCGUUUUCUCUAAUCCUGCCACGCCUGAAGGAAACGAGGCUGAAUUUCUGGAAUACAUCCAGAAAUUAAAUAAGGAUUCCAAUACCAUUGAAUUGGAAUCCCGAAAAAUAUGCCCGGAGUGCCAAUGCCCACCCGAGAAGCCUUAUCUUUCACCUUGUUGGCACCUCUUUUGCGCAGCUUGUCUACAAUCCUUGGAAGAGAAGGCGAAAAAGAAAGACUUGAAGCAGAUCAAUUGUCCAGCUUGCCGAACUUCAUUCAGUCAAGCGACAAAGUUUAGAAGUCUCGGGGUCUUGAAAUCCGAAACAUGGGGCCAACAGGAGGAUAAUGCAAUAGCACGAGAAAGAAAAAUUGUUGAUACGCGAUGGAUUGAUCAAUCUUUGCGCAAGCUGAUGUCAACAAAAAUCAAAGCUGUUGUUUCCCAGACGGCUGAGUGGAUCGGAAAAGAUGACAAUUGUAAAAUUAUUAUCUACACCAUGUUCUUGCCUACGAUUAGGAUCCUGGGGCGCAUAUGCUAUUUGCGUGGAUGGGGUCAUCUCAAGUUUCAUGGUGAAAUGUCGGCGAAAGCCCGUGACCAAACAAUCAUGAAUUUCCAAAACGACCCGACAAAGCGAAUCUUACUCGCAACCAUGCAAUGUGGAGGUGUGGGACUAAAUUUGACUAUGGCGACACGACUAAUUUGCGUCGACCUGUGGUGGAAUAAUAGCCCAGAACAACAAGCAUUUGCGCGAAUAUGGCGGAAGGGCCAGACGGAGAAAACACAGGGCGUUCGAUUUGUCGUUCGAGGUACCAUAGACGAAAAGCUGAUGGAAUUGCAAAUACGAAAGGCAGCUAUCAUUCAGAAAGGUAUCGGCGAGCGCGACAAGUUGGAUAGUUUGACCAUUGAGGAUAUCGAGGAACUGUUUAGUCAAAAGGGCAAGGAUAACAAAUCUCCGGGCUUCAUUCCUCCCACUAGUAAGGAUGAAGCCGAUGAAGGUGGUAUCAUUGGAUCUUCUAUGCCCGAAGAAGACGAUAUCUAG